AUGUCUGAGAUUUACGAUUAUAUCGUUGUCGGUGGAGGUCUGACCGGCUGUGCUCUGGCUGGUCGGCUGUCUGAGAAAAACGAGUCGCUACGGAUCCUGAUCAUCGAAGCCGGCCCCAACGUGGUCGACCAUCCUCUAACCAGCACCCCAUUAGCAUGCUUUGGUGCUCAUCACUCGCCGUUGGACUGGGACUACACCACAGUGCCACAGAAACAUCUAAACAAUCGUGAAUGCUAUAACGGUGCAGGCAAGGCGCUGGGAGGAGGCACAGCGAUAAACUACGGGACCUGGACGCGGGGUAAUUCCGCUGACUACAAUCUCUGGUCCAAGCUGGUCGGAGACUCCAGCUGGAGCUAUGAUGGUCUACUCCCUUACUUCAAACGGACUGAGACACACUAUGAUCCGAAUGCCGACCCGGCUAUUCACGGCACCAGCGGCCCUAUUCAUAACACUAUUGUCGCGCUCACCAGCCCCGACCGCAAAUACCCCCUGAAGGAGCCAGUACGCUCUGCAUGGGAACGUAUUGGCGUCAAGUAUAACCCAGAUGCCAACGCUGGAAUGCCCCUGGGACUAGCAGACAUUGGAGAGAAUUGGCGUAAAGGACAGCGUCAACUUGCCAGUGAGGCUUAUGGGCUGUCUAGGCGCCAGGGAAUAUCCAUUAUUACCGAUACGCUGGUUGCGAAGGUGAUUCUCAAGGAGCAAGAUGGCCAGCAGGUCGCGACAGGGGUGAAAGUUGUAAACGGACACGAAUAUCACGCCUCGAAAGAGGUGAUUAUCUCCGCUGGAACAUACCGCACCCCGCAGGUGCUUAUGCUCUCUGGAAUUGGACCAGCAGAAGAGCUGGCGAAACACAAUAUCCCACAGCUUGUAAAUGCGCCAGAAGUGGGUCGCAAUUUCCAUGACCACUUCGGUUUUCUACAGUCGUGGAAACUGCGUCAUCCUGAACAGGGCCUCUCGAUGGGGACUCCUCUCUGGGAGAGCCCGGCAUAUGCGAUGGGAGUGCCCUAUGAUUGGAAUGUGACCUUGCAAACUCCCUCGGACGAGUUGAUGCGGGCAUUGCAGGCAGAUGAUGGACAAGCUCCCGAGGACCAUCCAUAUCUAGAUCCGGAUUUCGCUCACUCCGAGAUUCUGGUGAUCUAUGCGCCGAUAAGUCAAUCCGUAGUUGAAUUUGAGACUCCUAUGGAUGGCACGCAUAUUAGUACGGCUGUUCUUUUAAUGGCUCCUACGGCACGCGGCCAGAUCACCCUGGCUAAUGCUGAUCCGGCAAAUGCCCCUGUAAUUGACCCGAAUUACUAUUCCAAGGAAGUGGACCGAGCGAUUAUGCGGGAUGGAAUUCGAAAGGUGGCCAAGCUUCUUCUAGACACUCCCGAAGGUAAAGGUAUGGUGGAGCACGAGGUGCCCCAACCGGACAAUGGGCUCAUCAAGCCUGAUUCUACCGACGAGGAAAUUGACAGGAACGUCCGGCGUGGAGGAAUUACAUUCUUUCAUCCAGGUGGCUCGGCAUCUAUGGGCAAGGUGGUCGACACUCAACUGCGGGUCAAGGGCGUUAAAGGACUGCGAGUCGCGGAUGCCAGCGUGCUGCCUGUGCCUAUCGUGGCGCAUUACCAGGCUAUUCUGUAUGCAGUAGCUGAGAAAGCGGCGGACCUGAUUUCGAUCUAG
Molecule: messenger RNA, 1659 nt
Organism: Aspergillus tanneri
Lineage: Eukaryota; Fungi; Ascomycota; Eurotiomycetes; Eurotiales; Aspergillaceae
Product: GMC family oxidoreductase
Exons: 1
Coding region: 1-1659 (552 amino acids)
Molecular function (GO): flavin adenine dinucleotide binding; oxidoreductase activity, acting on CH-OH group of donors
Source: RefSeq, a predicted model, not a curated record